Tilletiaria anomala UBC 951 is the source of this 999-nucleotide messenger RNA. Its product is annotated as RabGAP/TBC. Bases 1 to 999 code for a protein of 332 amino acids. Gene Ontology annotation, molecular function: GTPase activator activity. NCBI's taxonomy places the organism in Eukaryota, Fungi, Basidiomycota, Exobasidiomycetes, Georgefischeriales, Tilletiariaceae. The transcript is spliced from 3 exons. Gene Ontology annotation, cellular component: Golgi apparatus. The record is from RefSeq and is a predicted model, not a curated record. Gene Ontology annotation, biological process: activation of GTPase activity.
AUGUUGCAGCGCAAAAAGAGCUCGCGCUCAACACGACGACAACAGCAGUUCCUGCACUGCCUGCAGGCGUCCACGAUCGAUCUCGCCACGCUGCGAUCGCUUGCAUGGAGGGGUGUACCGAGUGAGCUGCGCCCGAUGGUGUGGCAGCUGCUGCUGGGGUAUCUCCCCGUAGCGAAGGAAGCGCGCAAGGCAACGCUAGCGCGCAAGCGGGCCGAGUACGAGGCGGGCGUGCAGAUGGCGUUCGCAAAGGGCAUCGAUGGACUCGACCAGGCGAUCUGGCACCAAAUCCACAUCGACGUUCCGCGUACCAAUCCGGGGCGAUCUUUGUGGCAGAGGGAAGCGACGCAGCGGUCACUGGAGCGGAUCUUGUACGUCUGGGCAAUCCGACAUCCAGCCUGCGGCUACGUGCAAGGCAUCAAUGACCUUGCCACGCCCUUCUUUGAAGUGUUCCUCUCGGCCUACAUUGACCCUCCGCCCGAGACGUUCGAUCCGGGCCUCUUACCAGCCGCGACGCUUUCCGCGCUCGAGGCCGACACGUUCUGGUGCCUGGGGAAAAUGCUUGACGGUAUCCAGGACAACUACAUCUUUGCCCAGCCGGGCAUACAGCGCCAGGUCCGGCGCUUGGGCGAGCUCGUCGCGCGGAUCGAUGCGCCACUGCAUGCGCAUUUGCAGAGCCAGGGCGUCGAGUACAUGCAAUUCUCGUUUCGGUGGAUGAACUGCUUGCUCAUGCGCGAGAUGGCCGUGCAGAGCAUUGUCAGAUUGUGGGAUACUUAUCUGGCGGAAGGUCCGGAUGCAUUCUCCGACUUUCACCUGUACGUCUGCGCCGUCUUCCUCCACAAGUGGACGACCGAGCUACAGACAAUGGACUUCCAGGGGAUCAUCAUGUAUCUGCAGAGCCUGCCCACGCAGAAUUGGUCCGACAAGGACGCGGAGAUGCUCCUUAGCGAGGCCUUCAUGUAUAAGACUUUAUUUGGAAACUCGGCGCAUCUGAACAAGUGA